AUGAGGUUACUCGAUCUUUCCCUGGGAUUUUGUAUUCAAGAAGUCGCCGCUUUGUCGACGUUGCUAGGAGGGGAGUUCGAUCGACGGAAGGUUGAGAUGAUGGAGACUGUUUUAGCGGAAGGUGGGGAUGUGAGGGCAUUUUCUCAAUCCCGCGACCUAUUUAAGCAGCAACUGCAUGCAAACCGCAUCAUGCACUUUGCGAGGCACCUAAUCAGUCAAAAACCCAUGCAUCCUACUCUCACAAGAAGCGUGCGCUUGAAGAUGCUGGAAGAACUUCUGCAUCUCCAGGAAUUGGCUAUCCCACUCAUCGAUACUGUAGUUUCACGGGUGUUACGUUCCAAUCCCGAAGGGGAGCUUAGCGUGGAACUCACAAAUGAGGUUGUGGAGGAAGUGAGACGCGUCGUCUAUCUGCGGCGUAGUCAAGUGUUCAUGUCCCCACAUUUGAGCCACCAACUGCGAGCUCUUGAAAAAGCAAAUCGCCGUGGCAUCCUUCUGCAAAUAAGGAAUGUCGAUGAAAUAGACACACGUCCCAAACUAACAUUUGACGAGCAGAUGGCCAAACUCAUUCACGUUGGAACGUGGAGAAAAAAGACCAUAGAAGAGACUCGAAAGGCGAUAGAGGAUGCCAAUGCCAAGAAAGAAGAAUCAGUGUACUACUUUCCCCCAAGGAGUCAGAGCGCUGCCACUGAAGGCCAGGCCCCAACAUCGCUCUUGCGGAGCAGGCUCCCAAUAGUCCAGUCAGAUGGAACUUCCCAAAACUGGAGAGGCUCUCCCAAAAGCGGAUUAUCUGGUGAGAACCAGAAAUACCUACCACGGCAUCACGAAUCCCAAGCCACGCAGAGCGCUGGUACUGAUGCCGGCCGUGCCCCAAAAACGCACUUCAGCGGCAAGCGAGCAGCUCUCGAAUUUUCCCCCCAACGGUUUCGUCCCCCACGGUUUCAACGCCAGAGCAGUUUCAUGGGAGUCACAAACAUGAAGAAGAUAAGCACAGGUGGUUUUGGAAACACUGAGGCAAGCCUCGCUCCAGAAACCCUGCCGGCAACAGGCAGAUUCAGCCAAAUGUAUACAGGUGGAAGCGAGCUAAAAGGCUAUGCCCAGCCAUAUCAGGCUCCCACUCUUGCCUAUCGUUCUGGUCAAUCACUGCCUGAGCUGGGCACAGCUCCUUCCGAACCGGGCGUUAGCCUCAAUAUACGCUGGGAUGAACGUGCCUCUCUCGGCCCUGCCUCCCCUUCUUCUCUGGACGCGAGGCUUCGACCAAAAAAGACAGGAGAUGGAAAGCCGUUGGAGCCACUAGGGCAGAGAUGGAAUGCUGCAAGACAGUCUGGCGUGGCCACAACACCAUCGUGGUCGCCAUGCCCCAGGAACUGGCCUAGCCUCCCCAUCACCCCUCAGCGACAGACACCACAUUCACACUUAACACUUGACAGGUCACAGGGAGGCACUUCCCAUCAGACAUCGCAAACGGUCGAUCGGCUGCCAUGGGUGUUCGCGUUUUUCCCUGCUCCUUCACCCUCUUCGGAUCUCUUCACAACACAACAAUCUAUGGCCUCGGCAGGUGCUGCGAUGCUCUACUCCGGGCAGCCACAGGAAAG
Messenger RNA from Eimeria maxima, 1592 nucleotides. RefSeq lists its product as hypothetical. The transcript has a single exon. The record is from RefSeq and is a predicted model, not a curated record. NCBI's taxonomy places the organism in Eukaryota, Apicomplexa, Conoidasida, Eucoccidiorida, Eimeriidae. The annotation marks the transcript as partial.